Messenger RNA from Meira miltonrushii, 4858 nucleotides. RefSeq names its product putative ATP-binding multidrug cassette transport protein. The record is from RefSeq and is a predicted model, not a curated record. Gene Ontology annotation, biological process: transmembrane transport. Gene Ontology annotation, molecular function: ABC-type transporter activity; ATP binding; ATP hydrolysis activity. Gene Ontology annotation, cellular component: membrane. Lineage: Eukaryota; Fungi; Basidiomycota; Exobasidiomycetes; Exobasidiales; Brachybasidiaceae. The transcript has 3 exons. Bases 404 to 4807 code for a protein of 1467 amino acids.
GUGGAGAUUAUCCUCAUGCGUCAUUCACUUCAAGCAGUCAAGAAGAAGGGUAUCCUGCAUUGGAAAUCAACUUUGUUUGUUUUGUUUUUUUUUUGGAUCAAUCCGUCAUGCUCCUCUUGGGCUGCGCGCGCGAACAAUCACAACAUCGGGCCCAUUUUCCGUACCUCCAAACUUUGCUGAUCACUGCUUUGGAGGCAAAAGAUAUAUAACAGCGUUCAUUUCUGUCAAUCUUCCCUUCUUGCUUCCCAUCUUUCGUCUAACAUUAACGCAAAUUUCACCUUUUAUUUGUGUUUUGGUGUGAUCACCAUACACGAGAACAAAAACACAUCCUCGGCGUGUUUUCGGGGAUAGACAAUCAUUUUGACGCAUACAUCCGUUCAUUUAUUGCGUUCGUCAAACAAAGAUGUCUUUCCAACAAGAAUCUCAAGCCCGUCUUGAGGCAACAGCCACAGGCGAACAUGCUGCUGGCCAUGAUUCAGCAGCUCAACAAGUCGAAGAGAUGGACAACCCACAAAAACAAUCUCAAGGUGUUAAUGUCGAACAAGCAAAACGUAUCUUUGACGAUAUGGAAUCUCAAUUAAACGAAGAGGAAGGUAAUGAUGGUUCAGGUACAUCUUCCAGUCUAGAAAUGGCCGAUUUGGAAAAGCAAGAAAGCAAACAUGUUGGUCAAUUCAACUUACGUGAUUGGGUUGCCAAUUUCCAAGAAGAAUCUUACAAGGCAGGUUCAAAACGCAAACAAUUGGGUGCAAGUUGGAAUGAAGUGACUGUUUUGGGUACAAGUUCUAUGGACUUGAAGGUACCAACAAUUCCAUCAAUGGCUCUAUUUGAAGUCAUUGGACCAAUCUUUGGUAUUCUCAAAACAUUCGGUAUCAACUUGCCAAAGCAAAAGUCACGUAAAUUGUUGACCGGUUUCACUGGUUCAGCCAAACCAGGAGAAAUGGUUCUCGUUUUGGGUCGUCCAGGUGCCGGUUGCAGUACCUUCCUCAAAACGAUUGCAAACAAACGCAACGGUUUCAUUGGCGUUGAAGGUGAUGUUCAUUACGGUGGUAUCGAUGCAAAAGAGAUGGACAAACGUUACAUGGGUCAAUUGAUCUACUCUGAAGAAGAUGACGUUCACAACGCCACCCUCACUGUCUCUCAAACCAUCGAUUUCGCCUUACGUGUAAAGGCAACAUCCAAACUACUACCCGAACAUUCCCGCAAGACUUACCGCAAACUGGUCCGUGAUACCUUGUUGAAGAUGUUCGAUGUUGAACACACAAAGCACACCCUUGUCGGUAGCGCCACCGUUCGUGGUGUUUCCGGUGGUGAACGUAAGCGUGUCUCCAUUAUGGAAGUUCUCACAACAGGUGCCACCUUGAUCGGUUGGGACAACACCAGUCGUGGUUUGGAUGCAAGUACUGCUUUGGAUUACGCAAAGAGUAUGCGUAUCUUGACAGAUAUCACCCAAACAACCAUGUUUGUCUCCCUGUACCAAGCAUCCGAGAGUAUUUGGCAACAAUUCGACAAGAUCAUGGUUAUCAACGAUGGUCACUGCGUCUACUUUGGUCCACGUACAGAAGCACGCGAAUACUUCCACAGCCUCGGUUUCGGAGAUCGUCCACGUCAAACAUCUGCCGAUUACGUUACCGGUAUGACUGACAAAUACGAACGUAUCUUCCAAGAAGGUCGUGAUGAGACAAACGUUCCAUGCACACCUGAAGAACAAGAAGCUGCUUACAGAAAGAGUGAUAUUUACAAACGUGUUUUGGAAGAGAAGGAAGCCUACGACCUUGCCGUUAAAGAAGACCAAAAAGCCAACGCAAUCGAAUUCAAGGAAGCUGUUUCUGCUGAAAAGCACCCUGGUGUCCGUCACCGCAGUCAAUACACCGUUCCAUUCUGGGAACAAAUUUGGGCAUUGGUCUUACGUUCUAUGCAAAUGAAGGCUGGUGAUAGAUUUGACAUUUUCAUGUCUUACGUUACUGCAAUCGUUUUGGCUCUUUUGGUUGGUGGUUUGUUCUUUGAGAUGCCUAAAACUUCCGCUGGUAUUUUCAUUCGUGGUGGUGCACUUUUCAUCAUGUUAUUGUUCUCUUCUUUGACCGCUUUCGCUGAAAUGCCAACUCAAAUGCUCGGUCGUCCAAUCUUGGCUCGUCAAGCUGGUUAUGCGUUCUAUCGUCCUGCCGCUCAAUUGAUCGCCUCUUUGAUCGCUGAUAUGCCUUUCGGUAUCCCACGUUCAACUAUUUUCGUCAUUAUCGUCUACUUUAUGUCCGGUCUUCAUCGUUCAGCAGGUGCUUUCUUCACUGCUUGGUUGAUCGUUUUGGUGUCUUAUUACGUGUUCCGUUGCUUGUUCACAUUGUUCGGUGUCGUGACGCGUAACUUCUAUACCGCAGCGCGUUUGGCCGCCAUCGUGAUGACAGUCUUGGUCUUGUGGGCCGGUUACGUUAUUCCUCAAUUCACCAUGGCUCGUUGGUUGUUCUGGAUCUGUUAUAUCAAUCCAGUCUUUUACGCUUUCGAGGGUGUGAUGAUUAACGAAUUCAAACGUACAAUAUUCACAUGCGCUGACGCUCAAGUCAUUCCUAGUGGUGGCAAUUAUCCGGCCGGAAUUGGUGCAAAUCAAGUCUGUACAUUGGCCGGUUCCACUCCUGGUUCGCCACUCAUCCCUGGUCAAGAUUAUCUCGAUGCUAAUUUCCGAUACUACGAAAGUCAUCUAUGGCGCAAUGUCGGAAUAUUGUUUGCCUUCCUCGCGGGAUUAACGGCUAUUACCUGCUUCGUUGUGGAAGUUCAGGAUCAAGGAGCAUUUGCAUCUGCCAUGACCGUCAAGAAGCCGCCGUCAAAAGAAGAGAAGAAGCUGGAUGAUCGUCUUGCCGAUCGUCGCUCAGGUGCUACAGAAAUGACCGAAGCUAAAUUGGAAGUGUUAGGACAAAAUUUCACAUGGCAAAACUUGAAAUACACUGUGCCUGUCAAAGGAGGAAAGCGUUUGCUGCUCGAUUCCGUUGAUGGUUAUGUCAAAAACGGCAGUCUUACCGCUUUGAUGGGUGCAUCCGGUGCAGGUAAAACUACACUUUUGGAUGUUUUGGCAGAUCGUAAAACGAUUGGUGUUAUUGAAGGUGAUCGUCUUAUCGAAGGUCGCAAGAUUGAUAACAGUUUCCAACGUCAAUGUGGUUAUGCAGAACAGCAAGAUAUUCACGAGCCAAUGUGCAGUGUUCGUGAAGCUUUAAGAUUCAGUGCUUACUUGCGUCAACCUUACGGAGUCCCCCAAGCUGAAAAGGAUGCAUACGUUGAAGAUAUCAUCGAACUGCUUGAAUUACACGACUUGGCUGAUGCAAUCAUUGGUUACCCCGGUUUCGGAUUAGGUGUUGGUGAUCGCAAGCGUGUUACCAUUGGUGUCGAAUUGGCUGCUAAACCCGAAAUGCUUUUGUUCUUGGAUGAACCCACUUCCGGUCUUGAUGGUCAAUCCGCUUUCACAAUCUGUCGUCUCUUACGUAAAUUGGCUAACAACGGUCAAACUAUCUUGUGCACAAUCCAUCAACCUAGCGCUUUGUUAUUCGAAACCUUUGACCGCUUACUCUUAUUGGAACGUGGUGGUAAGACUGUCUACUUUGGACCUGUCGGUAAGGACGGAAAGCACAUUAUCGACUACUUUGCUCAACGUGGCGCUCAAUGCCCUCCAGGUAUCAACAUGGCCGAGUACAUGUUGGAUGCUAUUGGUGCUGGUAGUCAACCUCGCGUUGGUGAUCGUGAUUGGGCUGAUUGGUAUUUGGACUCUGAUUUGUACAAAGAAAACUUGCAAACAAUUGCUCACCUUAAUGAACAAGGAGUCAAGAAACCUGUUGCCGAAGGACGUAAGAGCCAAUAUGCUGCACCAUGGAGUUACCAAUUCACCGUCACUCUCAAACGUACUUUGCUCUCGACUUGGCGUCAACCCUCUUACCAAUACACCCGUUUGGUUCAACAUUUCGUCUUUGCUCUAUUAACUGGCUUACUUUUCUUACAAUUAAGUAAUAGUUACGUCACAUUGCAAUACCGUAUCUUCGCCAUUUUCAUGUUGGCCAUUAUUCCUGCAAUCAUCAUGGCUCAAAUCCAACCUUUCUGGAUUCAAUCUCGUUCGAUUUGGAUUCGUGAAGAAACGAGUAAGACGUUCGAUGGUACUGUCUUUGCUGCAACCCAAUUGAUCUCUGAAGUCCCGUAUGCACUCGUUUGUGCAACCUUCUUCUUCAUUCCAUUAUAUUACUUGGUUGGAUUCAACAAUGGAUUAGUGGAUGCAAGUGAUUCUAAUCGUGCCGGUGUAUUCUGGGUGAUUGUUUUCAUUGUCGAAUUAUUCGCAAUCACGCUAGGUUCGCUGAUCUCCUCUUUCUGUGCAAACGCAUAUUUGGCAAGUCUAUUCGUUCCUUUCUUGAUCGUAAUCAUGUCUUUGACUUGUGGUGUCUUGUCACCGCCAAAUCAAAUGAGUAGUACGUUGUACUCGCAAUUCUUUUACAACGUCAACCCCAUUCGAUUCGCCAUUUCUACACUCGUUCCCGAUGUUAUGCACAAUCUUCCCGUCCAAUGUGCUGAAUCAGAACUGACACGAUUCACACCCCCAAGCGGCCAAACAUGUCAAGAAUGGGCUGGUGCUUAUCUCUCUCGUGCUGGAGGAUACUUGGCCGAUCCCAACUCUACCACUUCUUGUGGUUACUGCCCAGUAAAGAAUGGUGAUGAAUUCUACGCAGCAUUCGGCAUGAACUUUGACGAAAGAGGCAGAAAUAUCGGAAUCCUUAUUGCCUUCACUGUAUUCAACGCAAUUGGAACGAUCUUCUUCACCAAAUACUUGCACUUCAGCAACCGCUGAUCGCCAUCAGCUGUCUUGGAGCGUCUUUUUGGAAUCACAAAAAUUUCUUUG